Molecule: messenger RNA, 10821 nt
Organism: Centropristis striata (black sea bass)
Lineage: Eukaryota; Metazoa; Chordata; Actinopteri; Perciformes; Serranidae
Product: mitogen-activated protein kinase kinase kinase kinase 4
Exons: 33
Coding region: 199-4032 (1277 amino acids)
Biological process (GO): protein phosphorylation
Molecular function (GO): protein kinase activity; ATP binding
Source: RefSeq, a predicted model, not a curated record
CAGAUCUUCUAUUAAAUGCAAUUAUUUUGAAAGGUAAGCCCGGAAGUGGCACGCUUGAGGCCGCCUAGCUUGACGCUGCUAUCUAAACUUGAGAAUGAAGCCGAGCACAGAAAAGCCGUUAGUUAGUUAGUAGAGGAGAAACUCACCGUCCAUGUCUUGUCCACACUUAUCAACCCGCUGACUAACUUGUUGACGGCAAUGUCGAGAGAAAACACCACUCGAAGUUUAGACAGCAUAGACCUCGCUGCUUUAAGAGAUCCAGCAGGUAUCUUUGAGUUGGUGGAGGUAGUUGGCAAUGGAACCUAUGGUCAGGUGUACAAGGGUCGUCAUGUCAAGACAGGCCAACUGGCAGCUAUCAAAGUCAUGGAAGUCACAGAGGAGGAAGAAGAGGAGAUAAAACUGGAGAUCAACAUGUUGAAGAGUUAUUCCCACCAUAGAAACAUUGCUACUUAUUAUGGAGCUUUUAUUAAGAAAGGCCCUGCUGGACAGGACCACCAACUCUGGUUGGUGAUGGAGUACUGUGGUGCUGGCUCUGUCACAGACUUAGUGAAGAAGACCAAGGGGAACUGUUUAAAAGAGGACUGGAUAGCUUACAUCUGCCGAGAGGUGCUCAGGGGUCUUUCUCAUCUUCACUCCCAUCAUGUGAUUCACAGAGACAUUAAGGGACAAAAUGUUUUGCUCACGGAGAAUGCUGAAGUCAAACUGGUUGACUUUGGAGUGUCGGCACAGCUGGAUAAGACGAUCGGUCGAAGGAACACCUUCAUCGGGACUCCCUAUUGGAUGGCUCCAGAGGUUAUCGCCUGUGAAGAAAACCCUGAGGCCACAUAUGACUACAGGAGUGACCUCUGGUCUUUAGGCAUCACUGCUUUAGAGAUGGCUGAAGGAGCUCCCCCUCUUUGUGACAUGCAUCCAAUGAGAGCGCUGUUUUUGAUCCCACGAAACCCUCCACCUAAACUUAAAUCAAAGAAAUGGUCAAAGCGAUUCUUGUCGUUUGCUGAUAGUUGUCUGAUCAAGAACCAUCUGCAUCGACCCACCACCGACGCCCUGCUGAGACACGCUUUCAUCAGAGAUCUGGCUAAUGAGAGACAAGUUCGCAUCAUGCUCAAAGAUCACUUGGAUAGAACCAGGAAGAAAAGAGAGAAAGAGGGUCCAGAGUAUGAGUACAGUGGCAGUGAAGGAGAGGAUGACGAGGUGACAGAGGAGGAAGGAGAGCCCAGCUCCAUAGUGAAUGUUCCCGGUGAAUGGACGUUAAGACGGGAGUUUCUUCGUUUACAGACAGAGGAUCGUGACGGGGUCAGAGAGGGAGGCCACGGGGGCGGUGGGGGUCAACAGAGACAGCAGGCCUUGCAGCAGCACAGGCAGCAGCUGGCGGAGCAGGAACGAUACAAGCAGCAGCUACUGGCCGACAGACAGAAGAGAAUCCAGCAGCAACAUGAGCAGCGGCAAAAGUUAGAGGAUCAGCAGAGGCGGCAACUGGCAGACUGCGCCUUUCAGUGGGCGGAGCUACAAGAGAUCUUUCCUGGGGAGGAGUCGGAGCUCCACGACAACAGAGUCUUAUUGGAUGAGAUACACAACAGGAGGAGCGACAGGAGACAGCAGGAGCAGCCAGGCAGACAGAGGAGUGCCGAUGUGUCAGUAAGGCCUCUGGACUCCACCGCAGAGCAGAGAGCCGUGGCUCCAAACCAGCUGCUUCAGCAUAAGGCCCAGCUCUCCCAGCCUCCGCUACAGCCGCAAGCCAAGCCCCAGCCUCUGGCUCAGCAUCAGCAGCCCUCAGCGGGCAGGAGAUCCCACCGCACCCUGCCCAAGGACCAAACCCAGCUCCUGUCGCUGCAGCACGACCACAGACACAGGGAGAGAGAGAGGCAGAGGCAGAGAGAGAAGCCUGUGGCAGCUGUCCAGAAGCUAACAGCUAAUAGUGGGAGCGCAGCUGCCACUGCUGCUGCCGCUGCCGCUGCUGCUGCUUCCUCGCCCAGUCGUCCUGCAAACAGCCAGCGCUCAGCGAUGGACUUCCAGGAAUCAAACCUUGCCAGGCUGCUUUUGGCUGCUGGUCUACCCAGCCAAAUGCACUCAAGGCUGGGCUCUGGGAGCAGCUCUAGUCCCUGUACUCCAGCCAUGCAGAGAGCUCACCUCAACCAGAAUGCCAAUCUGCGCUCAAGUCGGGAAGCCCCUCACAGCAGCUCUAUGUCAGAUAUGGCCAUCUCCCCGUUGUCCAUAUUUUCCCCCAUGUCUCCAACUGACGAUGUCUUCUGGGACUCCGGGACACCACCUAAGGUCCCAGAACGCACUACCUCCAAGUUCUACUGUCGAGAGCUGGUGAUGGGACACAAGAGGGCCGCUUCAAGUGGCAGCCCGGUGUCUGUAGCAGACAGGAGUGGACGCUCCGGCUCUCAUGGAGUCUCUUCUGGCAGCAGCAACCACCAAGGCUACUUCAAGCUGGAGAGUCCUCUUCUACAGCACCGUCUACAACAGCACAGGAGGACACAGGACAACAUAACCAGUGGACAAGGUGUUCGAUCGGCUCUGGGUCGGCUCAACAAGGCAACAGAAUACUCCUCGUCCAGUGACGAGGUCGGCAGCAGUGACGACGAAGAGAGGAACAGGUGCGGCCUGUCCAAUGGAAAGGGGAAACACUUCAGAGGAAUACCUGAUGGGAUCGUACUGCAACCUCACCACAAUCUGAACCAGAUUUCUCGGAUAGGUUCAGAUGACACCUACCUGCUACCAGACCUCCUGCAGAAAACCUCCUCCUCCAGUCCUACCCACAAUGCACUGGGCCAGCAGCAGCGAACACGUGAACUCAGCUACUCGCAGUCGCCCACAGCCCCUCGAUCCCCCACACACCAGGACCUGCAUGCCAUCAGCAGUCCUGCUGGUAAAAACACCUCCACUUCUUCCUCUUCCUCAUUCCUGUCCUUCAUCGAUCCAAGACUGAUCCCUAUGUCAUCACCACCACAAAGCCCUCCGGGCAGUAAGGGUGAGCCAAUCAAGAGAGAGAACCACAGGAAGGGCUCUGUGGUAAAUGUGAACCCAACCAACAUUCGACCUCAGAGCGACACUCCAGAGAUCCGCAAGUACAAGAAGAAAUUCAACACUGAGGUUCUCUGUGCUGGACUAUGGGGUGUGAAUCUGUUGGUGGGGACAGAGAACGGUCUGUGGCUGCUGGAUCGCAGCGGUCAGGGGAAAGUCUACUCCCUCAUCAGCAGACGAAGGUUUCAGCAGAUGGAUGUGUUGGAAGGACUCAAUGUAUUGAUCACUAUAUCAGGUAAAAAGAACAAGCUCCGUCUGUACUACCUGUCCUGGUUAAGGAACAAAAUCCUGCACAAUGACCCCGAGGUGGAGAAGAGACAGGGAUGGACCUCAGUAGGUGACCUGGAAGGCUGUGUGCACUAUAAAGUGGUGCGUUACGAGAAGAUAAAGUUCUUAGUGAUUGCUUUGAAGAAUGCUGUGGAGGUUUACGCCUGGGCCCCCAAACCCUACCACAAAUUCAUGGCCUUCAAGUCAUUCAGGUCUCUGCCUCAGAAGCCGAUGUCUGUUGACCUGACAGUGGAGGAAGGUCAGAGGUUAAAGGUCAUCUACGGCUCCUUGUCUGGGUUCCACGCCAUCGAUGUCGACUCUGGAACACCUUACGACCUCUACCUGCCUACACAUAUCCAGGGCUCCAUUCGUCCCCAUGCCAUCAUCAUUUUGCCCAACAGUGCUGGAACAGAGGUUCUGGUGUGCUAUGAAGACGAGGGCGUCUACAUUGACACCUACGGCCGCAUCACCAAGGAUACGGUGCUGCAGUGGGGGGAGAUGCCUGCGUCGGUCGCCUACCUUCAGUCUAACCAGGUGAUGGGUUGGGGAGAAAAGGCCAUAGAGCUGAGGUCGGCCAACACUGGGAACCUGGAGGGAGUUUUCAUGCACAAAAAGGCUCAGAAACUCAAGUUCCUGUGUGAAAGAAAUGACAAGGUGUUCUUUGCCUCGGUGCAGUCGGGAGGCAGCAGUCAGAUUUACUUCAUGACUCUGGGACAGAACUCACUGUUCAACUGGUAACAACUGGACGUGUCACUCUGGGAUCAACUGGUGAUGUCUGCCCUCAUUAUUCUGGCUUUGACUAGUGAUGCCUUUUUAUAUUUAUGCUGACCGAUGUUCAUCUCCAUGGAUACUGGACAUAAAUAUCCCAGGAUCCAUCACUCUGUCUUAUCUAGUUUCCGUGUGUUUGGGUCCAAAGCUGAGCUGAUCAAAACUCCGACUGCUGCAAAAAACUGCUUGAAUCCAUCACUCCCUCCCUGAAUACUGAAACCUGACUCAUCGCUGCCACCUCGCCCAUCAUCAGAGGUGUUAAAAAGUGCAGUGUCAGCAUCUGUUCCUAGUCUCAACUCCAUGGAGUGUUUUCCAGUAGGAUUCAGGCUGCAAACGUCACUGCACCAGUGUGGCAGAAAUCUUUUUGUGUCCUGUUUGAUCCAAAUCAACCUGGAAGCAGAACCGCUGGCUUGACUCAGUUCACUAGUGAUCAUCUCUGGAUAUCCCGUCCAUCCUGGAGUCCACAACCUUCAGCUCAUCUCUCCUGGACCUUUUUUUUCACUCUCUUUCCCUAAAAGACGCCAUCAAAUCAGUUGCUCAGUUAAUUACGUGUUUAUCGGUUAUUCACUCAUAUUUGCUUCAGCAAUGCCUGGCUGUCAUGUAUUAACUGGAUCAACUGCUUCCUUUUCAUCUGAUGGAGUCAGGUCUUGGAUAAUCAUCCUCCUGUUACAGACCAGAAGUGUGAUGCAAGCAGUGAAACUAGAAGAACUGAAGUCCCUCAUUCACUAUGGACAUCAUCUGGGCAUUUCAAAGACUGGGUUGGGGCCAAAAUGUGGACUAACUACUGUAUGUCAUUCAACAUUCUGUGGCUUUUUUCCCUAUUGAUUUUUAAUUAAUCAAUUUCCAGAUUCAUGAACCCCUCUGUGGGUCCAAUACCUUGGCAGUGUUACAUAUGAAGUGUUUCUAAGCAGAUAUGAAGGACCCAAACAAAAGUCAGUUACUGUACUGAAUCCUUACUCUGUUGAUGCCCAUAUCCUAUUACUAGACAGUAUUAUAUUAUGCACUAUCAAAUGUUACAUUAUUGAAAAUUUUUUUUAAAGUUUUUGAUGCCUGAGGUGACAGUUUGAUUAGGGUGACAGUAAAUCAGCAUAGAUCUGUUCAGUUAUGUUUAACUGUAUCCAUAGUUGUACAUAUAUUGUCCAAAAUAUCAGAAUCAUCUUCAUCUUCAUUAUCAUGAAGAUAUACUGUAGUUCACUAACUGAGGACUAUUCAUAAGGUCAACCGAGGGCUGGGCCAUGUGGCCAAAAUCCCCCAUCCCGGAGAAGUUAAUGUCAUAUUUUGAUAUUGAUAUAUAUCACGAUAUAGAUAUAGAAUAUACAAUAAAUAGAUAGUAUAUAUCAGUGAUGGGCAACUUAAAUGCUGGAGGGGGCCACAAUUUUUCAUCGACACUACCACAGGGCCACAUAUAGGACAGAUAUGAUGAAUCUGCAAUUUUCAAAAUGUUAACAGUGCAGUAACUUAACAUAUUUCAUGCUCAAAUGCAUGUAUAACAGUAUAAAUAGGAAUACAAAAGGUUUGAAGCAAAUAAAAAAUAACCACUUACUGUGAUUUCUUUUUUAGUGCAAGAACAGCAGAGCAACAUUAAUUGCAAGAAGAAAUUUUGUGCAUCUUUACACUGCACUUUUAAGAUUUCAUGCUCAAAUGCAUGUACUGAGGGCCACUUCAAGUGAGGGUGAGGGCCGUAUGCGGCCCCCGGGCCUCCAGUUGCCCAUCCCUGUUCUAUAUGAAUUAACCGCAUAGUAAAGCCUAUUUUUGUAUACUCCAUGUAAGCAAAACGGCGAAACUCCAGCUUCAAUCCCACUUACAAAGGUCAGAACAUAAAGUAUUUUACAAAUUAUGUUAAUACGGUGAUACAGAUUUUGACGUUGUACAGUAGUGAUGUACCAAUGAAGCCUCAUGAACCAUUUGCUUUAUUUUCUAAGCCCACUAGAUGGCACUCUUGGUUUAUUGAAAAAGGCUGAAGCAAUGGCAAUCAAGUGUGUUUUCAGCCCCUUUGUUGAACAGAGAGCUCCAUCUAGUGGAGUCAGAAAAUUAAGAAAAUGGUUAAUGAGGCUUCACUGGCACAUCACUAGUGUACAGGUAUAACACCAUAUGGCCCAGCGCUAGGUUUAACCCAUAUUAUGAGUAGGAAGUCCACUUAUCUCUCUGCCUAGCUUGAAAUCAGUUGACAGUUAGGCAACAGUAAUAUAUUGCUGCAUUGCACACUUAGCAUUAAAAUGGUUUGAGUAACACAGUAUUAAUACUGUACCUUAGCAGUCCUCUUAGCUCCCAGUUGAAACAUUCCCUCCAGCAGAGAUCUGGACCAUACCAUUCUUUAUAUUCCAUAAUAAGGACCUUGUACUUGAGAUUACGAAACAACUCCACAAUAACAGGCUUAGAAGUAUUUUCUGCAUCUAUUUUGUACAGCUUAGGGUGUAUAUAUUCUUACAUGAUGCACUGUUUUCUAAAUAUUUUGUAAUUGACAAGCCAUCUUAAUGUAUCUGUACAGAGUUAUAGGCUUAUGAAUGUGAAACUCCAUCCCAGAACAGAGCUCAUGCAUGUUAUUUACAUGAUCUUUGAAGGUUCAUAUUCAGUGUGAACACGAGCUACUGACAGUGAACUGGAAGGCUCAAGAUCAAAUAACUUGUCGGGUGAAUUCUGUUUUGUGGUUGAUUUUCUACUAACAUGUAGAAGUCAGGGCUCUUUGCACAAUUCUGUAAUAUAUCCUCCUUUCAAAUUACAUUUUUGUUUCAAAGGGGAAACAUUUAAAGAGAUUCUGUAGUCAGUAUUGAAGAUGUAACUGAUAGCUGUUGGCGUUGGAUCAGUAUUACUUACACUACCCAACGUGGGAUGCACACCUGUUUGUGAUGGGUUGCCUUGAGAUUCUUAGUUGAGCCUUGAUGUGUUGUGAUGCAAUGAGCUGGGCCUGUUGUAUAGUAUGUGCUCUGUUUCCUUUAAUUCUUUGUGUCAUUUACACAGUGAGCUUCAAAGCAAGAAACCAAAGAUGAAGGCUUUGAUAUAUCGGCUUCCUUGAAAUCUGUGUAAGAUAAUUAACAAAUCACAACUGACUAUUUCAUUUAUAUUUUCAAAGUUUAGGGAGUUAAAUGUAUAUGAUUAUAUACUGUACAAAAGAUGCCAACUAGACACACACAUGAGACACAAGGAGGCCUAAAGAAUCUCCCAGGAAUGACAUGUCUCUCAACAAAAUAUAUGCAAUGUAAUCUUGCUAGUGUUCAUGUAUUUAAUAGUGACUAUAUGUAUGCUUUAGACUUUGCAGCAGUGAAAAGAUAAUUGGUUUUACCUUCAAAUGUGAAUCUGCAAUUGUCCAUUUCUGAUCCAUUUCCAUUAUUCAGUUUUGUCCAUUUGAUUUUGCCCAAACAGCAAACUUAGUUAUGUUUUGUGUUGCAUUAUCAUUUAUAUUAUAUUUACUCUUGAAUGUUGAGGCUAGCAAAAUUUGCGCCAAAUGUUUUAUAUUCAGUGAUACUUUUGAGUUUUUAUUAUGGACUUGAUAUAAAUAUUGCAGCUGGUUCUGUGAGAAUAUUUUAAACUGGAAAAUGAACUUCUGAUAAUGACUGUCUUAUUGCUAAGUUGUUACCAUCUUCAUACAGUGUUUGUUUCAGUGUGAAACACCAGACCAGACAGCCAGCUAACAUGGCUACGGUGCAUGGAAAUACAGGAGCAUCAGCUGAUUUUAACAGAUUAACAGACGCAGAAUUGUUAGCCAACAAAGGCUCAAGAUUUUCAGAAUCAAGUGAGAUAGCUUAUCAUAGAGUUUUUAGCUAACACUGCUCGCUAACAUAUGGCUAAGAGAUGAAGAGGUUUAGCUAGGUUUAGCUAGUAACAAAAACACAACCAUACUGCCCUACAAAGUCUAACUGCAGUAACUACAUUUUUGUCAAAAUUGAGUUAUAACUAAAAAUGAACUCCUUGAUGUCUGUUUUAUCUUGUGACAAAGUUUCAGAUUUCAAUUUUGCUUUAUUUCAGAGAAAUAAUUAUAUAGAAACCACAAAAUACAACUCAAAACCAAGCAGUAAUUGCACCUACCACCAUCUGCUUUGGCUAUUAAUACUAAUUUAAACAUAAAAAUAAUAGACAUUAUAAGUUUAUUUGAAAGGGAAAUUAUUAUCUAGAUAGUGAUUAAGUAAAAAAGUGAGAUAAAAUGAUAUUAAGACUAAAAUAUAACAUUUCUUUAUAAUAUUAAGUCUAAAAUACACAAAUCUUUGAAUAGAAUUGUUAAACACUUUUAAACAUUGUUGUUACUCCACUCUGUUUCUGAUUUACUAUUAGAACCUUUGACAGCAAUGCAGUAACUACGUUCUUGGGGUCAAAGGUCAAAUAAAUCAUGAUUUUUUUUUUUUGCCUAAUAAUUACAUCAUCAAUUCAUGUAGAAAUAAGUGGCAUAUCACUUACCUACCAAUUACACAUUUAGCUGGCCAGUUAAAAACAUUAAAAAACUUAAAGCAGUUUUUAUCAGUUUUACUUUUUGUGCAGUUACUGCAGUUAGACUUUGUAGGGCUGUAUAAACUGUAUUAAAGAAGUGCAUGUAGCCACUGUGACAUCCUUCAUUGGUUUGUGGACUACUUUUUUGAAGCCUAGAGUUUGGGGUUUUUGGAUUAAGAAGUGACCAUAUUUUGAAAAAGGUUGGAGCUAGUUUAUCAGCUAAGGCUAACGCUAACUAGCUAGCCUGUUAAGUAAGGUCCAUCCUUAAUUCAAGUUGACUGUGAUAUGCUUUUGGCUGGGAAAAAAAGUCUCUAAACAAAAUGUUAACAUAAAAAAACAGUAGCUACAACUAGUGAUGUACCAAUGAAGCCUCAUGAACCAUUUGCUUUAUUUUCUGAGCCCACUAGAUGGCACCCUUGGUUUACUGAAAAAGGCUGAAGCAAUGGUAAUCAAGUGUGUUUUCAGCCCUUUGUUGAACAGAGAGCUCCAUCUAGUGGAGUCAGAACAUUAAGAAAGUGGUUCAUGAGGCUUCAUUGGCACAUCACUAGCUACAACUGAAUGCUGAAGAAGACGUAUUUAGGUGACGAUUAACUUAACACACCUUUAUCUUAAUUAUCCACUCACCAUGAACUCACAGUUCACAGAUUGAGACUUUACACUCAUCCAGAAAAUGUUUACUGGGAUAAUUAAUCAAGUGAAGUGUAGGAUAAUUUUCUCAUAGACUUCUAUACAGUUGGACUUAUCUUUGCAGCCGGUGGAGUCGCCCCCUAUUGGCCAUUAGAAAGAAUGCAGGUUUAAAGCACUUCUGCAUUUGCUUCACUUUUCAGACCUGGAGGCCACUUCUUUCAUACAGUCUGUCGACAACUGUAAUUCAAAAAUAGUUGCAGUAGGAUGCAUUAAAACACUUAUCACAUGUCAUGUAAUAAGAAGUAAGAAGUUUUGCAUUCAGAUGUUCUGUUUAUUACUGAUGUACCAAUGAAGCCUCAUGAACCAUUUACUUAAUUUUCUGAGCCCACUAGAUGGAUCCCUUGGUUUAUUGAAAAAGGCUAAAGCAAUGGCUAAAGAGAGCUCCUCCUAGUGGAGUCAGAAAAUUAAGAAAAAGAUUCAUGAGACUUCAUUGGCACAUCACUGCUGUUAUGUCGUUUAUGAUGUGUUUGUAAUCAGGCACUGUGCUAGCUUGUGGUCAGGUGUGGUUAGAUGAUAAAUGGUGGCCGGCAGAGCACCGGCAGGUUUGGCCAGGUUCCUGAGCAAGACCCUGGUCAUUAGAGUCCAGACAGGACAGGAGACCAGACCAAACUAGUCCUAAACUACCACUGUGGCUCCACCAUGUGUUCAGAUUCACCUUACAUUUACAGUAACAAUGCACAGUAGCUAGUGUGUAUGUGCUACACUCCAACACUCUGUCACACAUGUCUGGUAAACAACAGUACACUUACUGAACAACAGCAACAAAUUAGUAAUUUUGUUAAUUGGCCUUUUGGUUUAACUCUUUAAUUCUUUCAUUUUAAAGCAAAGUCAGAAUUUGUUAGAAUGGUGUUGCAGUGUGAUUUCUGUCCCUCCAUUUUAAAGCAAUAAUGUAUCCGUUUGAGUACCAAUGGUUUAUCAUUGUUAUGCAUUUAUAUAACCAUGGUCAGAGUUAUAAUUUGGCAAAUUUGUGAAUACAGUCUUGCAUGGAAGUAUAUAAAUUUGGAAAAGCAGGUAACCGUCCUUAUACUGUUGAAUUAAAGCUCUAAAUGUGCCACUUUUUCAUCCAGCAUCAUAUUUUAUCUCCAUCGUUCUGCUUCAAGCUAUGUGUCACACCUAAUGAUGUGUUAUAUGAGCGCGAUAAUCCAUUUGUCAUCUGAAGCGACAGUCUGGAGACACAUCGAGGCCAUUUUUGUGGGUUAUUAGAAAGAAACUUCUGUCUUCCUGUGCUGAACAUUUGAGUCUAGCAUCACUAAUGAGAGAGAGAGAGAUCAGUGCACUUCCACCUACACCUUCCUCCGGUUAAGAUGAUGUUUCAGGCCCUCAGUGACUCACACCUCCAACUCUCCCACCAACUCUUUUCCUCUCACUUUGUCAACACGUCUCUUUCAUUCCCUCUGCAUCUUGUGCUCUCCUCUACCCAUCUACAUCUGUCUCUUAACACCUGUCAUCAUUAUCCAGCUCUUUGUCCUUUCCAAUGUCUCUUUCUCUCAUGUCAAGUCUCUCCAUCCACCCCCAGCAAUGGUCAAGGACUCUUCAGCCAAAACAGGAAGUUUCAUACUUUCCAAAAGGCACUCACAUGCUAAAGAGUAUCAAGAGUUCUUGAAAUAGACCACAGGAUUAGUUACUGAUGGUUGAAAUGGAAUGAAGCCUGAU